GCCCAGCUUGCCUCUCGCACCAACCCCUACCCAUCAUGCCGCCCGCUGCACCCACACCCGCAGCGCCUGCUGCUGCUGCGGCACCCGCCGCGCCCGCGUCGCCGCCCGAGGAGGUGCUGCUGGCGCUGCUGCGCCACAACCUCGCCCUCGUCGCCCGCUCCGUCGCCCACCUCGAGCCGCGCUUCACGGCGCGCGCACUGCGGGCGCUGACGACGACGCGCCGCCGUGUCACAGCGCAUCCUGCUGUGCUGGCGACGGCCGUGCAGGAAAGCAUCGCUGCGGACGAUGCACGGGCUGCUCUGCUGCGUCUCCUGCCGCAGGCCUACACGCCCAUGCCCGUCAAGACGCCCACUGCGCCUGCCGCCAAGGAGAGCAGCGAUGCCAUGGACGUGGAUGCGCCGGCUGGCGAUGCCAAGAAGCCGGCCAAGGACACCAUCGCCAAGAGCGACAGCAAGGCCAAGGACGACAAGGAUGCAAAGGCCAAGGAGCCCGCCAAGCCCGCGGCGCCGGUGCUUGACCAGCCGUUCAAGCCGUCGCCUGAGGCUGCGGCGGAGCUGGAGGCAUACAUGAACCUGCUGGUGGUCGUGUACCUGCUCGACAGCGGCCGUGUGCAGGAGGCACUGCCGCUCGCUCGGUCUGCCCUGAGCGCCGCGACGGCGCAGAACCGCCGCACGCUGGACCAGGUCGCGGCGCGCCUCAUCUUCUACCUGUCGCGCUGUGUCGAGCUGGCUGCGAAGGCUGGCAGCGGCAGCGGCCUUGCUGGAGAGCGUCCCUUCCUGAUCUCGCUGCACCGCACCUCGACGCUGCGUCACGAUCCCGAGACGCAGGCGACGGUCAUCAACCUGCUGCUGCGGUCGUACAUCGGCGAGGCCAACCUGCUUGACCAGGCCGACAAGCUUGUUGCGCGUGCGCCCUUCCCGCGCGGCAAGGCUGGCAACGGACAGAUCGCACGCUACGAGUACUACGUCGGCCGCAUCCGUGCUGUGCAGCUCAACUACUCCGAGGCGCACGCACACCUGCAGCAGGCCAUCCGGCGUGCGCCCUCCACCACGCCGGCGGCUGGUCAGGCCCCGGCUGCGUCGGGCGCUGCCAAGGCUGGCGCGGCCAGCAAGGCUGCCCCGACCGCCGGCAGCGGCGCCAUCAGCAGCAGCACGGCGCCAGCUGCGGGCUUCCUGCAGACAGCCUACAAGUUCCUCGUCGUCGUGGAGCUGCUGAUGGGCGACAUUCCGGACCGCAGCAUCUUCCGGACCGAGGUGCUGAAGCGCGCGCUUGCGCCGUACAUGGAGAUUGUGCAGGCGGUGCGCGUCGGCGACCUCUCGCUCUUCCAGAAGACGCUCACGACGCACGACGCCCUCUUUGCGGCGGACCGGACGCGCUCGCUGAUCCUGCGGCUGCGCCACAACGUCAUCAAGACGGGCAUCCGCACCAUCUCGCUGGCGUACAGCCGCAUCUCGCUGCACGACAUUACGCAGAAGCUGCACCUCGAGAGCGAGGAGGACGCCGAGUACAUCGUCGCCAAGGCGGUGCGCGACGGCGUCAUCGAGGCGCGCGUCGACCAUGAGCGCGGCGAGAUGCGCAGUGCCGAGACGGGCGACCUGUACGGCACCAACGAGCCGCAGGCGCAGUUCCGCCAGCGCGUCAACUACUGCCUGCAGCUGCACAACGAGAGCGUCAAGGCCAUGCGCUACCCGCUCAACAACCACAAGGCCGAGCUCGCGUCGGCGGUGGCGGCGCGCGAGCGCGAGCGCGAGAUUGCAAACGAGAUUGCCGACGGCGACGUGAGCGACGAGGACGACGACUGGGUGUAGUGGCUGAUGCUGGCGAAUGAGAAAUGCAUCCUCUUGCCUGGAAC
This is a messenger RNA of Tilletiopsis washingtonensis, 1852 nucleotides long. RefSeq lists its product as hypothetical. The record is from RefSeq and is a predicted model, not a curated record. NCBI's taxonomy places the organism in Eukaryota, Fungi, Basidiomycota, Exobasidiomycetes, Entylomatales. The transcript has 7 exons. Gene Ontology annotation, cellular component: proteasome complex; proteasome regulatory particle, lid subcomplex. Bases 36 to 1808 code for a protein of 590 amino acids. Gene Ontology annotation, biological process: ubiquitin-dependent protein catabolic process; regulation of protein catabolic process. Gene Ontology annotation, molecular function: enzyme regulator activity.